This is a messenger RNA of Vanrija pseudolonga, 423 nucleotides long. RefSeq lists its product as uncharacterized. Bases 1 to 423 code for a protein of 140 amino acids. NCBI's taxonomy places the organism in Eukaryota, Fungi, Basidiomycota, Tremellomycetes, Trichosporonales, Trichosporonaceae. The transcript is spliced from 2 exons. The record is from RefSeq and is a predicted model, not a curated record.
AUGAGCAACAACGCCGCCCAGUACCACUCCCUCCGCGACGAGAACGGCUUCGUCCUCCCCGAUCCCUUCAACCUCCUCAUCCACCUGUGCGAGGACUCGUGCAACCGAAGGGGUCCCGGAGUCGACAAGUGUGUCGUGAGCGGCUGCCCAUCCCGGCGCCUCUACCACAUCCUCAACAUGCGCAUGCCCUACUGCUCGGAACACCUGGACUCGAUCCGAUUGGACCCGGGCGGGCUCGUCGCAGCCCUUUACUUCCACGAGGGAGACGCGGACACUCGGGCCCUCACCCACUUCGUGUACGACUCGGUGCGGCGUGCCCAGGCGUUCCUGGCUGGGGAGGACUAUUCCUGGGAGCUUUUCAACCGGGCAGCAGCGGCCGGGCCGGCGGGUCGGCCUCCGACGCAGCCUCCGACGCAGAACUAG